This is a messenger RNA of Atta colombica, 4929 nucleotides long. RefSeq names its product clustered mitochondria protein homolog (gene clu). The transcript has 16 exons. Gene Ontology annotation, biological process: intracellular distribution of mitochondria. The record is from RefSeq and is a predicted model, not a curated record. Bases 304 to 4530 code for a protein of 1408 amino acids. Gene Ontology annotation, molecular function: mRNA binding; protein binding. Gene Ontology annotation, cellular component: cytoplasm. NCBI's taxonomy places the organism in Eukaryota, Metazoa, Arthropoda, Insecta, Hymenoptera, Formicidae.
AACGCACGUGCGGGCCGCAGGAUUCGCGCGCGCUGAAGUUGUCUGCCGCCCCGUGAAAAAGUCGGACGUCGUCGUUGCUUUCCGUCCCGGACGAACGAUUCAAAAGGGCGUGCGUGCGCGUGACCGUAAAUCGCAGCAAGGACAGUGAAAGAACGGACAGAGAGAACGAGGUUUACGCGAGAGAGCAAAGAGGUAAUUGAAGUAAUACAAAGAAACAAGAAAACCACGUUGUCACGUUACACCCUGUCGUCACCGUCAUCGUCAUUUCUUUCAUCAUCGCCGGAGUGGUCCAAGUCCAAGGAAAUGGCAGUCGGUGCACAGAUCGACACGUCCGAACGGGAUACCGACAGCGCGAAGAUACCCCUGCUGAAUGGCGAUCAGGUGCACGAGGCUACGAAGGUGACCGAGGUGAAAAAGGAAACAGAGGACAGCGGAAGUACAAGUACGGCUACGGAGAACGUUGUGGAAAAGGGAGAAGUUGAGGCAACAAAAGAGGGCGAAAAGGAGAAAAAUGAAGACAAUAAAAAUAGUGAUAAAAACGAGAAAGAAGCAGAAAAAGAAAAGGAUGUUUCAAGUGAACAAGAAGUUGUUUUUAUUCAAGACUUGGGCUUCACUGUCAAGAUUGUCAGCCCCGGUUCCGAACCUUUUGACAUUCAAGUAUCCAGCAUGGAGUUGGUACAGGAAAUUCAUCAGUUACUUAUGGACCGCGAAGACACGUGUCACCGCACGUGCUUUUCACUGCAACUGGAUGGCAACACGUUAGAUAACUUUGCCGAACUGAAGAAUAUUGAGGGUCUAAAGGAUGCUUCCAUUAUCAAGGUGGUGGAGGAACCGUACACGAUGCGGGAGGCACGCAUACAUGUGCGACACGUACGCGACCUGCUGAAAUCUGUAGAUCCCGCAGAUGCUUACAACGGUGUCGAAUGCAGUAGCCUAUCAUUUCUUAACGUUGUCACGAAUGGCGAUAUCCUAGAGAAGAAGAAGACCCGCGCGGAUUCAGUCGAUUGCACGCCACCUGAUUAUAUCAUACCCGGUUGUAGGGAGAGACCCCUGUUGCCUCUCCAGCCGCAGGCGAAGGAGCAAAAGUGCCCACCGUGUCUCAAAGUCCUAACAACGUCAGGAUGGAAUCCACCACCUGGCCACAGAAAGCUUCACGGCGAUCUAAUAUACUUACAUGUGGUUACGUUGGAGGACAAGCAAUACUAUCUGACUGCAUGCGCCAGAGGAUUCUUUGUCAACCAAUCGACCAAAGAAGUAUUUAAUCCUAAACCAGCUACGCCUAGCCAUUUAUGUCACAGUCUCAUUGAACUAUUGAAUCAACUCAGUCCAUCCUUUAAACGAGGAUUUGCUUCUAUGCAACGACGCAGGACUCAGAGACAUCCUUUUGAACGAGUCGCCACCCCUUAUCAAUUGUAUGCUUGGAGUGCACCACAAAUUGAGCACACUAUUGACGCUAUUCGCGCGGAAGACACUUUUUCCUCUAAAUUGGGAUACGAAGAACACAUCCCGGGACAAACACGCGAUUGGAACGAGGAAUUACAAACUACGAGAGAACUGUCGCGUAAAAAUCUUCCUGAAAGAUUGCUACGAGAGCGUGCUAUCUUCAAGGUUCAUAGCGACUUCGUGGCAGCCGCGACUCGCGGAGCAGUGGCGGUUAUUGAUGGCAAUGUUAUGGCGAUAAAUCCUGGUGAGGAAGCCAAAAUGCAAAUGUUCAUUUGGAACAAUAUCUUCUUCUCUCUCGGCUUCGAUGUCCGUGACCAUUAUAAAGAGUUAGGUGGUGACGCCGCUGCCUUUGUUGCACCUCGCAAUGAUCUACAAGGUGUCCGAGUAUACGCGGCUGUCGACUUGCCCGGUCUCUAUACGCUCGGCACCGUCGUCAUCGAUUACAGGUACGUUUAUCGAAUUCCUUAUAAUUUUCUUAUUGGUGUGUUCUUACUUAAUCUUUGGUAUGAAUUUUCUUGUAGAGGCUAUCGUAUCACCGCACAAUCCAUUAUACCGGGUAUAUUGGAACGUGAACAAGAACAAUCAGUAGUCUAUGGAUCGAUCGAUUUCGGGAAGACUGUUCUUACGCAUCCUAAAUAUCUUGAAUUGUUAAACAAAGCUGGACAGCAGUUGAAAAUUCUUCCCCAUAAAGUAAUCAACGAUGCAGGUGAGGAAAUCGAACUUUGCAGUAGCGUCGAAUGCAAGGGUAUCAUUGGUAACGAUUCACGACAUUAUGUGCUCGAUCUGUUGAGGACUUUCCCACCCGAUGUAAAUUUUCUGAAACUCGAAGGUGUGGAACUAAGCAAAGAAGCACGAGCCUUGGGUUUUCCAGUAGAACACAAACAUAGAUUGGCCUGUCUACGGCAAGAACUCAUAGAUUCAUUUGUCGAGGCCAGGUACGUUCAGUUUAUCAAACAUGCAGCCGUUCAUCUUCAACAGCUUACGUCUGCUAGAAGAUCUCUAAAGGAAAAAGAGACAAUUGCCAAGGAAGAUAAGAAAGAGGACAAAAAAGAAGAUUCAACUGCUGUAACGGACAGUAACAAGGAAGACUGCGCUCAAUCUCUAAUAGAGGCCGACGAAGCGAAGAAGAUUGUCGAGAGCAUCACUGACUCGAUUACAGGUGGCGAGAAACAAGAACUGGAGGAGAGCACGAAAGAGAUAGUGCGAAAAGCGGCAACGGCAGUGGGUAGUCUGCGCGACGCUGAAUUCGAUGUAAGAUUCAAUCCGGACGUGUUCUCGCCUGGCGUUAAGCAUCCAGAUCUUAAUGGCUCCGAUCUGAAGAAGCAGAAACAAUUAGUAAAGGAUGCUGCAGAUUUCUUACUCACGGUGCAGCUGCCGGCAUUCAUUCGGGAGUGUUUGGAUCAUACGGCAGCCGCGAUGGACGGUAGUACAUUAGUGGAAGCUCUUCACGGUAGAGGCAUUAACAUUCGCUAUCUUGGUAAAUUGGCGGCUAUGUUAGUCGCAGUGCCACAGUUGCAUUAUCUCAACCGCAUUGCUGUAUCCGAACUGAUACUUCGAUCGGCGAAACAUAUUUUCACCUCUUACAUGCAGGGUACGGAUUUGAUGAAUCUGUCCGCGGCCGUCAGUCAUUUUCUGAAUUGCUUGCUGUCUUCGGCACAGAUUAUACAUCCACAACAAAAUCUAGAAGAGCUUCAAAGCAAAACUGCCAAACGCCGCAAUAAACGUAAGGGGAGAAACAACGGACCGCAACAGUUAGAAGUAGAAUGGGCAUCAUUAACACCUAAAUCAUUGUGGCAGCAAAUUAAGAGUGAUUUGAAGGCCUAUUACGACUGGGAAACGCCGAGCCCAGAAUCUCUGGAAGCCACGAUAGAACAUUUUUAUCUACAAAAAAUUUCAUUACUACGCGGUUUCUGCAUUAAGACUGGCAUUCAAAUACUAUUGCGUGAAUAUAACUUCGAAAACAAAAACCGGGCAACUUUCUUCGAAGAAGAUAUAUUGAACAUCUUUCCCGUCGUCAAACAUAUCAAUCCUAGAGCUAGCGACGCGUAUAAUUUUUACACCACUGGUCAAAGCAAAAUUCAACAAGGAUACUUAAAAGAUGGAUAUGAAUUAAUUAGCGAAGCGCUGAAUCUUCUUAAUAAUGUUUAUGGUGCCAUGCAUCCUGAAAUUGCACAAUGUCUUAGAAUGUUAGCAAGAUUGAAUUACAUAAUGGGCGAUCAUGCUGAAGCACUUGCUACUCAGCAAAAAGCAGUUCUCAUGUCGGAAAGAGUCAAUGGCAUCGAUCAUCCGUACACCAUUACAGAAUACAUACAUCUCGCCUUAUAUUCUUUUGCCAACGGGCAAGUAUCUGUAUCAUUAAGAUUAUUAUACAGAGCACGUUAUCUAGCAUUAUUAGUCUGUGGUGAAGAUCAUCCAGAAGUGGCCUUGCUCGAUAGCAAUAUUUCACUGAUUCUGCACGCGGUCGGUGAAUAUGAGCUGUCAUUACGAUUCCUAGAGCACGCAUUAGCCUUGAAUUUACGUUAUCACGGUCCUCAUUCAUUGAAGGUUGCGGUAUCGUAUCAUUUAGUGGCACGCACACAGUCAUGCAUGGGCGAUUUCCGAGCAGCGUUAAACAACGAAAAGGAAACUUACGCAAUUUAUAAGCAGCUAUUAGGUGAGGAGCAUGAGAAAACAAAGGAAAGCAGCGACUGCUUGCGGCAUUUGACUCAGCAGGCAGUCGUAUUGCAAAAGAAAAUGAACGAGAUCUACACGGGCAAGUCUGGUGUAAGCCUGCCACCGAUUCAGGUGCAGCCGCCCAGCAUGGGCUCAGUGUUGGAUAUGCUCAAUGUCAUCAACGGCAUUCUCUUUGUGCAAAUAAGCCAGCAGGAUAUCGAUAAUUUUAAGGCGGAGAUUGAGAAACGACAGAAGGAACAGUCGCCGGAUGGCAGCGAAGCCAUCAUGGCGAUUGCUGAAAAAGAUACCAAGAAGAAUGAUAAGGAGACAAAAAAAACAACAGAAAAGAACGACGUUAAAGUCGAACAGAAGGCAAAAGACUUGGAAACUAGCAAAACUGAUACCUUAGAGUCGGCCGUGGCGGCAAAGAGCUGAGUCUUUCGUUCGCCGACGAUAAACAUUAGUAGUCUUUCCUUUCUUUUUUCUAAGCCCUAGUCCUCCGUUGUGGAAGAUGACGAUUUCGCGCGAGGAUCGUCACGUACGAUGUAUACAUACUUGGUACUUGCACCGUUUUUUUGUUAUACUGUUUAAAUGCAAUUAGGACAUGAGACUAAAAAGAAAAAGACAAGAUGCAAGAUUGCCGUCAUGAUGUGUUUGUGAAGAUAAAGGGAUGAAUAUAUCUGCCGAGAUUGAAUUUGCAUGUGAGACGCACAUUUAUCUAUUAUAUCGAAUGUAUAUAAAGACACUGGUGCCAUGUCGCUUAAAGAGAGCAAUCUUCAAGAUUAUAUCUUUGAAAAAUCAAGAUAUGUAAAAAAGAUUGUUCCCUUUUUGCCA